Messenger RNA from Pseudo-nitzschia multistriata, 1095 nucleotides. The record is from the annotation of a GenBank genome assembly. NCBI's taxonomy places the organism in Eukaryota, Bacillariophyta, Bacillariophyceae, Bacillariales, Bacillariaceae.
GUCUGACUUGCGUGCAACUGUUCUCUUCUUGAUAGAAGGGGCCCGACUCAUGGAACAAAGUUUUCGCCCGCGACGGUGUCUGACUUGCGUGCAGCUCUGUUCUAUUCUUGAGAACAACAGGCAUCACCGUCAUUUUCGGCUCUCGCAGUUUGGCGCUGCACACCCUUGUUGACACAACAUCCGAAAACGGCAAAAAGACUGUUCAGCACGGAGCCCAUCUACGGCACGGCAACAAUGGUUUCUAGACGGCUAAGAGGCUCAAACCCCACCCGCUACCAAGACAGGCGGGAAGAAGAGGAGGCGAUCGAUCCCAGGAGCGGCCCGGGAGACGAGGAGGCUGCCUCGAGGCUGCGGGAGCUGCGGCUGCUGGCCUCGGAGGCGAUCCGGCUGGCCAGGGAAGCCCGCGAGGCCGCUCUGCGCCUGCAGGAGUACCGGACGGCGGUCUCCAUGCCCUACCGCCAGGGCGGGAUGGUGGGCGUGGACGACGCCUCGACCCUGCGAGAGGACGGAAGCUGCGCCAGGAGCUGAGCCCGGCGGAAGCCUUGGCGGCGUUGGCCGGCCCGCUUUGCCCGACCGGGGAGGCGAGGGGUGUUUUGCGGAGGCAUCGCUCGGUACGGACCGGUGUCGAAGCCGAACCUUCUUGCGGUCGCUCUGCUUUGCGUCCCCUUGCUCGUGCUGCGAAGACAAGGAAGCCGAAUUGCGGUGGAAAAAGGAACGGCGAAUCCAAGCAAAACCAUUGCCGGCCAAAAACCGACAGGGGACCCUUGUGUCGGUGGCGAUGGCCUUGGAGUGCAACACGGUCGGGCGUGGAUCGCACAUUGCUGUCUGCACUCGUGCGCAGGCGGAACGGAUCGUUGCGAAGACGAUCGAUGUGCUUCCGACGACCCGGCCGGAAGGAGGCAGAGCAUUGCCGUCUGCACUCGUGCGCAGACGCAACAGAUCGUUGCGAAGACAGAGAGGGCAGAUGUGUACGUGUUAUCGAGCACUAGGGCCCAACGAAAGCCUUCCAAGGAUUUCGCGUCCAUUCUCGGGUUGAUUCCACGGUUUGCAAGCAGUCAUAGUAGUGUACAGUACUAGUAAACAAUGUAUCGUUAA